Aaosphaeria arxii CBS 175.79 is the source of this 1441-nucleotide messenger RNA. RefSeq lists its product as uncharacterized. The transcript is spliced from 5 exons. NCBI's taxonomy places the organism in Eukaryota, Fungi, Ascomycota, Dothideomycetes, Pleosporales. Gene Ontology annotation, biological process: amino acid transmembrane transport. Bases 20 to 1441 code for a protein of 473 amino acids. Gene Ontology annotation, molecular function: amino acid transmembrane transporter activity. Gene Ontology annotation, cellular component: vacuolar membrane. The record is from RefSeq and is a predicted model, not a curated record.
ACGAUAUUAAAGUUUGAAGAUGACCACCGAAAUGAACGACGAGAAGAAGUACGCUGGAGGCGACGAAGAGAUGGCUUACAGAGCGACCACCAAGGCCUCAGAAAGCCCAGCAGGGCAUGUAGAGGAUGCUGUAUUUGGAGAGAUCGUGGAGGGUGGUCCCAAUUAUCGAAGUGUUGGGUGGAAAGGAACGGUUGCGUUGAUGAUGAAAACACAAAUUGGUUUGGGCGUUUUGUCUGUACCAGCGGUGUUCAAUACCCUUGGGCUCAUUCCAGGAAUUAUCUGCUUGUUGAUCAUUGGAUCCGUGGCGAGCUGGUCGAACUACAUCGUUGGAGUCUUCAAACUGAAUCAUCCUGAUGUAUAUGGAAUUGAUGACGCGGGAAAGAAGAUGUUUGGUCGAAUUGGUCAUGAAGUUUUUGGUCUGGUCUUUGCAAUCUAUUGGAUCUGUGUCGCCGGAUCUGGCAUGUUGGGCAUCUCUAUUGGUUUGAACUCGCUUUCUACACAUGGAACUUGCACUGCUGUCUUCGUUGCGGUGGCUGCGAUAGUUGGGUUCGCACUGGGCAGUAUUCAGACCCUAGGGCGUAUCACCUGGCUUGCAUGGAUCGGUCUUACCGGCAUCCUACUUUCAAUUUUCACCCUCACGAUUUCCGUUGGAGUACAGGAUCGCCCUGCCGCUGCACCCCAAACUGGUCCCUUCAAAUCCGAUUUCAAACUGUUUGGCAACCCAACGUUUCACGAGGCAGCCGCAGCUCUUUCGUCGCUCGUCUUUGCCUACGCUGGUACACCAGGUUUCUUCGCCAUUGUUUCUGAAAUGCGUGAGCCUCGACACUACACUCGAUCUUUGAUUAUCUGCCAGGCUUCCAUGACUGCAAUCUAUAUCACGAUUGGAACUGUUGUUUACUUCUAUUGCGGCUCUUUUGUUGCCUCGCCUGCCCUCGGGUCUGCUGGUGACACUAUGAAGAAGGUAUGCUAUGGUCUUGCCCUUCCAGGUUUGAUUGUUACCACUACUCUUGUGAUUCACUUUCCCGCAAAGUACUUCUUCAUUCGAUUCCUCCGAGGCUCCCAGCAUCUCAGCCGAAAUACCCCUAUCCACUGGAUGACCUGGCUGGGCUGCACAGCUGCGAUCACUAUUAUUGCAUACAUUAUCGCAAGCGCUAUUCCCGUAUUUGGUGGUCUUGUUUCCCUUGUUGGUGCCCUUUUCGGUACCCUCAUGUCAUUCCAGCCCAUGGGCUGCAUGUGGCUGUAUGACAAUUGGUCCAAGGGGAAGACCCAGAAAACCACCAAGUGGAUGCUCAUGGUUUGUUGGUGCGCUUUCGUGAUUAUUUCUGGUACCUUCCUCAUGAUUGCUGGUACUUAUGGCUCGAUAGUUGGCAUUAUGGACAGCUACAAGGUCUCGGGUGGCUCUGCGGCAUGGUCUUGCGCCGACAACUCCAACUCGACUUAA